ACCCCUUUGCGCUUUUUGCUUUGAACUUCUUGUGUUUGAGUUUGCCAUGAAGGGACUUCCGACGGCCGAAAGGCCGGACGUACAACCGCCUUCUAGGGCGCGUUCGAUUGCCAAAAAGGUUAUCAUCCUUAUACUAUGCCUUUAUCUUAUCGAUGUCGCUAUUGUGAAGGCGUUGCGCAUGGCACGGUGCCAUCAUGAUCAUCCAGACUUCAAAGCACUGAACUUCAGCUGGGACACUCUUCCCACCAAGAAGACCCUGGAUUUUCAGACGUGCUUCAAAGACUUAAAGUGCGCCCGCGUCGAGCUCCCCUUGGACUACUGGAAUGGCACGAAUCCGGACAAGAUUAUCAGCCUUGCAGUGGCUGUAAAGCCGGCCAAAGUGCCCGUCACCGAUCCCCGCUACGGUGGCCCCAUCUUCCUGAAUCCCGGAGGCCCUGGAGGCUCCGGCACUCAUUUGGUCAUUGAUGAAGGCUCGGCGAUACGGUCCAUGAUUGACUCGACGGGAGACCCUAGCUCGGAGGCGGCAGAGAACUCGACGGCCAAGUACUAUGACCUUGUUGGAUUCGACCCGCGCGGAGUCGGCAAGACCACGCCCGGCGCGCAUUGCUUCGACUUUGAACCCAUCAGAGAGUCCUGGAAUCUGCGCCGCGACGCCAACGGAAUCCUAGGGAGCUCGGAUGCUGUUCUUGGGCGGCGCUGGGCGAUGGUUAAGGCUCUUGGCUCCACGUGCGCUUACUCGGCGAAAGACGGAGACGACAUCAAGCAGUUUAUCACCACGGCCUCUGUUGCACGUGACAUGCUUGAGCUUGCGGAGCUCUUCGGUCAGUGGAAAGAGCAGGAGACCUGGAGGAUUAUGGUCCAAGAUGCAAUCGCCAAGAGGAAAGGCCACGAGUCCAUGUCUAUGCAGUUGCCUAGGCUGUAUAUCGCGGGUCAGGAGAAGUUGCAAUACUGGGGCUUCUCUUACGGAACCGCUAUUGGGAACACUUUUGCUGCCAUGUACCCGGAUCGAGUGGGAAAGCUGGUCCUUGACGGCGUCGUGGAUGCAAACAACUACAUGAAAGCGCUCUGGUCGAACAACCUCGAGGACGCAGAAAAGGACAUGCAGCAGUUCUAUGACCGCUGCGCCGAGAGCGGGCCAGAAAGAUGUCCACUGGCAAAGGAAGGCUGGACUUCUGCAGACAUCAAGAAAGAAGUCGACAAGAUCUUCGCCGAUCUUUAUCACAACCCGCUCCAAGUAGUCGACGACGACAUACCAGAAAUCGUGACGUACAGCGACAUCAAGACGCUGCUCUUCAUGGCCAUCUACUCUCCAAUCGAGCACUUCCCCAACAUCGCCAAAAUCCUAGCCGCCGUGCGCGACCGCGAAGGCAAAGACAUCGUGCAGCGGUUCCUGAGCCCACAGCACACGUUCGCGUGCUCAGCCAAAGGCAACGUGACGCAGGUGGCGCCCGUCGACGGCGAGGCCGCCAUGGCCAUCAUGUGCUCGGACGGCGACGCGCAGGACUUCCUCACCAUCACGGCGUUUGACGCGUUUUGGCGCGAGCUGGCCGACAUCAGCCCCACGUCCGGCGCCAUCUGGGCGGCCCAUCGCCUCAACUGCGCCGGCUGGAAGAUCCGCCCCUUGCACCGCUUCCGCGGGCCUUUUGGCGGCGAUACUGCGCAUCCCAUCUUGUGGGUGGGCAAUACGGCCGACCCUGUCACGCCGCUGUCCAACGCCCACGCCAUGGCGAAGCUGUAUCCGGGGUCGGCGGUGCUGACGCAGAACUCGCCGGGACACUGCUCUCUCGCCGCCUUCUCGCCCUGCACCGUCGCGCAUAUCCGCGCGUACUUCCACAACGGCACGCUCCCUGCGCCCGACACCGUGUGCGAGCCCGUCGAGAUCCCAUUCCUGACGCCAACGGAUCCAGGGAAUGGCGCGCAGGCGUUGUCAGUCGACGAGAUGCGUGUCGCGGCUGCGCAUGCGGGGCUGCGGCGGGCGUGGGCUAGGACUGCGUCGUGGGGGCUGGGCAGGGGCGUGCUGCCUAGAGGUGUGUUGGGGCUGGAUGGUGUGUGAGGAUGAAGGGGGCGAAGAAUGAGGAGAUUCCUCUCCUUUCUCCAUCUAACCUUCUCGCUCUCUUCAGAAGGUUCUCUGUUCUCCGGAACUUCACGACCUCUUGAUCUUGGCUUCUGUCGUUUCAUUGGAUACUCACCACGCAUAUCAUAUCAAAUACAAGCACGCGCACAAGCAUAGCCUGCGUCCUUUCAUUUACCUACGGAUGCCGGGCCAGUUCAAGUUUUUCGCCUUCCUUUUUGGGACAGACCUGGUACAGGGGUGUUACCGUGGUAACGAGGCUACGUAAGGUCUGUUUUUACAGGGCUUUUUUUAGGCCUAGAGCCCCCAAUUUAGGCACCCUAGGCCAGGGAAAGACCUAAAAAGACGCCUAAUGCUAGGGCCGUUGCUGAGGCAGCAACUCCUGUAUCCGUCUAAUCCCAAAACGGAAGGCGAAAAACUUGAACUGGCCCGGCAUCCGUAGACUCCGACAGCCAG
Molecule: messenger RNA, 2527 nt
Organism: Aplosporella prunicola CBS 121167
Lineage: Eukaryota; Fungi; Ascomycota; Dothideomycetes; Botryosphaeriales; Aplosporellaceae
Exons: 3
Coding region: 47-2053 (668 amino acids)
Source: RefSeq, a predicted model, not a curated record